AUGACUGGCGGAAAUCCUAGUACUGCUCCUAGUGCCGCCGAGCCCGCUGAGGGCCAAAUGAUGACUAUGGAGGACCUCGUGCCUGGGGACGAGUGGAACGAAACCGGAGAGAGAUACGAGGAGCCGGCACCUUUCGGUAUCCAGUUGAAUCUCCCGCCAUCGCGCCCACGACCCGAGUCUCUCCCCGCGCGCCGGAUAGAGCUCAUCAGCGAGCAAAACAGAAUCCAGCGCGAAGGCGAAAAGUUCCAGAAGGACACCAAGCGCAUAAAUUCGCGCCUCACCGCCGAGAUCGCCGAAGCCAGGAAGUCACUCGAGAGUACCGACUCGUUGCUGGAGGGGAGAACCAGGAUGGCCCGAUACAGGACACCCGGCGAGUUGCGCGCUAAGAUCGAGGAGUUGAAAGAAACCAUCAGCGACAAGGAGCUAAAUAUCCAGAUGCUGAAGGAUUAUAAGAGGCUCCGGGUCCCGCUGCUGGAGAAGGAGUGGACGGCAACUAGAGAGGAGAUCUGGCGGCUUGAGAAAGAGAUUGGCCAGCACGGCGCGGGACCUGUCGCUCCUCCGCCGGCUGUUGAGCCUCAGUAA
Molecule: messenger RNA, 582 nt
Organism: Trematosphaeria pertusa
Lineage: Eukaryota; Fungi; Ascomycota; Dothideomycetes; Pleosporales; Trematosphaeriaceae
Exons: 4
Coding region: 1-582 (193 amino acids)
Source: RefSeq, a predicted model, not a curated record